Molecule: messenger RNA, 2319 nt
Organism: Sardina pilchardus (European sardine)
Lineage: Eukaryota; Metazoa; Chordata; Actinopteri; Clupeiformes; Clupeidae
Product: myelin-associated glycoprotein-like
Exons: 10
Coding region: 43-1668 (541 amino acids)
Source: RefSeq, a predicted model, not a curated record
AUUUCCUGUUGCAAUAGAGACUGAGAGGACAGCAGUUGACUGAUGGUUAAAAGGAUGUUCUCUAAGGGCUACACUGGGCUUGUGAUGGACUGUUGGAGGCUCCUUGGACUCUUUGCCGUCUCUUUCACUGCAGCCUGUCUACUGACCACAGCACAGGGCUUUCAUAUACAGAUGCCAGACUCAGUGAGGGCGGUGGAGGGCAGCUGCAUUCUGGUCCCCUGCCAAACACAACCCCAUACCAGGGUCGUCUGGUACAAAUAUCAGAGUAGCGGCUGGCCUGCCAUUUAUGAUAGGAACAACCCUGGUAAUGUUAUUGGUGAAUUCAAAGGACGGACUACAGUACUGGGGCGUUCUUCAGAAGGGAACUGCACCCUCAGGAUCAACAACGUCAAGAUGUCUGAUGGCAUCAAGCUGUUUCCCUACAUCAACCCAGAGUCUAACAAAUACUACAAACCAACUAUCCAGAUAAAGACUCAGGCUAGAACCCACCCUGAGAUACGAGGCCCGGAGUCCCCAGUGAAGGAGGGCGAAGUCUUCAGCCUCAGCUGCAGCGUCCAGCACUCUUGCCCCCCCUCUCCCCCAGCCAUAGAGUGGAGGGGCCUGACGGUGGACACCACUGAGGUGUCCACUGAGAGCAAUGAUAACCUGUGGGUGGAUGUGUCCACGGUGACGGUGACUGCUGCGCCUUCUCAACAUGGCAAGAAGGUCCACUGCCGCACCGGUGAUAUGUCAACAGAGAGCAGAUCUCUCACUGUGAACAUCACAUUUGCGCCUAUUGAUGUGAAGACCAGCACUGAGAGUUCCAUCAUUGCAGAGCACGGCAACAUCAACCUGAAGUGUAACAGCAAGAGCAACCCAAGGCCUGAGCUUUAUCAGUGGCUAAUCACGAAUGGGAGUCAUUUCCAGGUGAACACAAGCAGCGAAACUAUAACCAUCACAGAUGUUCAGAAGGGCUUCUCUGCUGCCUGCAUCGCUCACAACGCCAUUGGGGCUGGACGGUCAGCUGAAACAUCUGUAGAUGUUGCCUUUGUCUACAUCAUGGUGCCAAACUCCUCAUGCUCAGAGACAGGAGGGAUGUUGAGAUGCGUGUGUCAGGUGGAGGCCCAACCUGAAUCUACGGUGACAUGGAUGUUCAAUGGGAGCGCUAACAUCCUAGCAUCCGUAAUCCCUGCUGUCACCACGACAGGCAACUUGAAGUCAUCAGAAGUCGUAUUGGAGGGGAAACUAGCCGAGCAUGGGCCUGUUGUGUGUGUGGCAGCGAACUCCCACAGGACUGUGACACACCAGAUGACCUUACAGGAUGCAAAGAUCUCCCUGCCAGCAUCUUUUCCAUGGAUUAUUUUGGGUUGUGCAUUUGGAUGUUUUAGUUUGUGUGGUGGACUGAUCUGUUUCUGCCGGUACACAAAAAAUAGCUCAGAUGGAGCUACAUCAUCUGAAAUCAACAAGCAGAGACCGAAGGAAGAACAACUUAAAGCAAGAGCAAGAAGGGCUAGGGCCCUGAAGCCUGAGGACAAGCUGUGUAACAACAGCAAAAUGGAUAACAAUGUUUGUAGAAUGGAAAUGGACCCCAUCUAUGAUAAUGACCCUCGUCAGGAAGAAGACAUUGAGGAUAUAUACAUAAACGACGCGAUGGGUGACAGUCCUGAGAACAUUUAUUUGAACAGCUGAACUUGGGGACAAUGUGAAAAAUCAAUAUAGUACUCUGCAUCAUUAGAUACAGUAUAUAACAGUGUCAAGUAGACAUAUAUUGAGUGGAAUAUAUCCCAAAUCAGAUGAGGUUGAUGUUUCUUCACCUCUCUUGUUGUUUUGUUCAAAACUUGGCCAUUCAUAUCAUGAACAGUACUAUUCAUAGCCAGCCCAAAUUCCUGAGGAUGGAAGACAAACAUCAACUUCAACAAAACCAACUUUUAUAUGCUUUUGGUAUCAAUGGAUAUGUUUUGGUAUCAAUUAAUAUGUUUUUCUUUACAUACAAUAUUUUAUUAGUGCCAAAAUUUGAGGUCUGAGGUAUACCCUUAAAAAACCUUUUUGCACUUUCUUUCCGAAUCUAGGACCUAAUAUAAAAUCAAAAGGCAAGCUGUACAAAAAAAAACAAGGGAAACAUUUUGCCAUGCAUACUGUAGCCUUGACUCCUAUGAUGGCAUGACAUGGGGUUAUACUGUGCACAUAAGCAAAUUCAUUAGGCUUACUGUCGUGUUACUGAUUGUAAAAUUCAUAUAUUUGCAUAUUGUAAUCAUUCCAGUAAAAAUGCCCUGCCUACAUUAAUAGGAAUGUCAUACCUCGCCUGCAUGUGUAUCUGUAAUAAUGUAAAAUAAAUACAUA